AUGUUACAGAUGAUUCGAUUUUUGUUUGAAUAUUCAUUAAAUAUCCAAACAACAGAUUCAAUUGAAGAUUUAAGUCAGAUUUAUCAAUUAAUAUUUUCAUUGCCAAAAUUAAAAUCAAAUGAACUUUGUUUAUGUGGAGCUCAUUGGUAUACAUUUGAUGAACUUAAUGCAUUAAUAUUCCAUACACCAAAUCUUCGUCGCCUUAAGCUUUCACAUGGAAGUACAGAUGAUUCAGAUAUAGAAGAUAUGCUAUCAGUGAAUUUAAAUAAUCUCAUUGAUUUAUCAUUAUUUACAAAUUAA
Messenger RNA from Adineta steineri, 300 nucleotides. NCBI's taxonomy places the organism in Eukaryota, Metazoa, Rotifera, Eurotatoria, Adinetida, Adinetidae. The record is from the annotation of a GenBank genome assembly.